Dissoconium aciculare CBS 342.82 is the source of this 5712-nucleotide messenger RNA. RefSeq names its product SNF2 family DNA-dependent ATPase domain-containing protein. The record is from RefSeq and is a predicted model, not a curated record. The coding region runs from base 1 to 5712 and encodes 1903 amino acids. The transcript has 2 exons. NCBI's taxonomy places the organism in Eukaryota, Fungi, Ascomycota, Dothideomycetes, Mycosphaerellales, Dissoconiaceae. Gene Ontology annotation, molecular function: ATP hydrolysis activity; ATP-dependent chromatin remodeler activity; TBP-class protein binding.
AUGACGACUUCACGACUUGAUCGAUUGGUUACUUUGCUCGAGACGGGCAGCACCCAGCUCAUCCGAACAACUGCCGCACAACAACUUGCAGAUGUUCAAAAGAAUCACCCUGACGAGUUGUUCAAUCUGCUGACUCGUAUCGUACCAUACCUUCGUUCUCCGUCAUGGGAUACUCGCACUGCGGCUGCUCGCGCCAUUGGAGGUAUCGUUGAACACGCCGAGAAGUUCGACCCGAAUGCUACUAUUGACGAUAUCAAAUCGGACAAUAAUGGCAACGGCGAGGUAUUGGUGAAGGACGAAGGCUCAACUACACCAAAUAUUCCCGACCAACUACAAUUGAGUUCACUUGAUGUAGAGUCCAUCCUGACCAAUGGCAAAGAACUACUCGGGAGUGCAGGCAAGCAGUAUGAUUUCAAGUUGGCUGGACUUAGUGCAGUUGAGCGUCUAGCUCAUCAGAAGAAAACCCUCACUGCCCGACUCGGCCUGGGCGGUGAAUAUAUCGAAGAAGACCUUGUCGAUGAAAAAGAUUUGGCAAUCCGUGCAUCAUUUGGCACGCCAGGAAUUUCACGGGCAGACACAGAUCCGGGAAAGAUGACUCCGAAUGGUGCGGAUGCGUCAAUGCACUCACCUGAUGAUUCGCAACAGCCGCAAACCCCUGGCGGAGGAGAGAUGAGCAAACGCCAGCUCAAUAUGCUCAAACGGCGACGUAAGGAGGAGCUCAAACGCGACAACAAGAAAUUCAAGUACGACUUUGUGGUUCGCCGCGAAAGCACAAGUGUGUCGCAGACCCCCGUCGAUGACAUCAAACUCGAGGCCAAGCCCGAAACUGACGCCAACGGCAAUCCCGACUAUUUCUCACUCGAGCGCAAGUCUGGCGACGACGAGGGCAAAGUUGUCUCGGAAUUCAAGGGUUUGGCAAUGCCAGAGAAGUCCUCGUUGAUCUCCGACACAGAAGUGGAAGGUAGCGAGUGGCCAUUCGAGAAACUCUGCGAAUUCCUCACUGUCGAUCUCUUCGAUUCGGCUUGGGAGAUCCGACACGGCGCCGCUAUGGGCCUACGGGAGAUUGUUCGCGUGCACGGGGCUGGCGCGGGUCGGCUGGCAAAUAAAACUUGGGACGAGAACCAAAGAUUUAACAGAGCCUGGCUAGACGAUCUUGCGUGUCGAAUAUGCUGCGUUUUCAUGCUUGAUCGGUUCGCCGAUUACGUCUCAGACAACGCUGUAGCGCCAAUCCGAGAGACAGUUGGGCAAGUACUUGGAUCAGUCCUACAAUAUUUGCCACCCGCAUCGGUGCAUGAAGUCAACCGCAUUCUCUACCGACUUGUGAUGCAGAAGGACCUAAAAGUUUCGAAGCGCAUAUGGCAUGCAUGCCAUGGCGGAAUGAUCGGCAUGCGAUACUUGGUGGCUGUCCGGACCGAUCUGCUCCUCGAGGAUCGAUCACUGAUGGACGGAGUGCUUGAGUGUGUAAUCAAGGGCCUAGGCGACAACGAUGAUGACGUGCGAUCUGUCAGUGCCGCAACAUUGAUACCUGUCGCUAGGGAGUUUGUCAACGUUCGUUCAGACGAGCUGAGGCAUCUGAUCAGCGUUGUCUGGACCUGCUUGAUGGAUCUCUCUGAUGACCUCAGCGCAAGUACUGGCUCGGUCAUGGAUCUUCUGGCAAAGCUCUGCAGCUUUCCGGAAGUUCUCUCAGCCAUGAAGCAAAACGCGGAGAAUGAUCCAUCGCAAUCUUUUGACGAACUUGUGCCACGCUUGUACCCCUUCUUACGACACACAAUCACGACUGUUCGGUCUGCUGUGCUUCGCGCUUUGUUGACUUUCAUCAACAUUGAAGGUAAUGAGACGAAAGGCUGGAUCAACGGCAAAGCUCUACGAUUGGUGUAUCAAAAUCUCCUUGUUGAGCGCAACGACGCCGUUCUGAAACUAUCCCUCGAAGUCUGGACAUCCCUAGCAGAGUCUCUAGCUGCCAGGCAUCCCUAUGCUUUCAAGCAAGAAUUUGAGGCCCAUGCGGAUCCACUCAUCACGCUCACACUCCAUCCAAUCGGCAUUAGCCGCCAUCCCAUCCCGAUGGAUGCAACUCUGUUCAUCAAACCCUCAGGUGUGGCUUAUGCGCCACUGUCAAAUGCCAACCGACUUUCUCCUGUCAACGGCUCAGAGCCAGCCAAGAAACGCCGGAGGUCGGAUAAGAAGGAAAGCUCCGCACCUGUGCCUCUGGUCCCUGGCACAACGACACACAAUAUCGAUGCGGCCAUCAUGCAGGGGGAUGUUGACCUGGUUGGAACAGAUGUCAUGAUCAGAACCCGGAUAUUCGCCACAAGAGCGCUAGGCAAAGCGGUCUCACUCUUCCCACCCGAAGAGCGACAGGCUUCCUUCGGACCGAGCAUGCUACCAGCUCUCAAAUCAGGAUUUGGUUCCACGCAGUUGUUCGCUGCAAUGGCUUUUGAGGCGUAUGCUACGAGUCUUGUUACCCCAGAAUCGCUCGUCUCAGCGGCGAUCGCCGACCUUCAACGGCUGGUCGAGGACGAUCGACCAAGUUGUUACAGCGAUCUCACCAAUUAUCUUCGCAUCGCUCGUGCACAAUGCCAGCAACUCCUCAAUGCAUUCCAGGACCAUGCGCACAUGCCCCCCGGGAAAUUGCCGGUGCUUGCAGUAGUAUGUCAAGGCGAGCCAGAGGCAGGGAAGAAUGCUUUCUCAAUCCUUGAUGCCCAGAAGAUUGUCGGCCCGGAUUUCGACCGACUCAAAAAGAGCCUGACAACGGUGCAAAGAAUGUCUUCAGCAGAAGCAUUAAAUACAGCCAAGCUGGAUGCUGAGACGGCUAUCGCAGAUUCCCAGACGGCUAAAUUGCAAUAUGAUCUGCGCGUGAGAGCCACUGCUGCCGCAGCGUUAAUUGCUUUCCAGAGGGUUCCCAAGAAGCCACAAGCCACGAUCAAAGCAGUAAUGGACAGCGUGAAAGCUGAGGAGAAUAUUGAUCUGCAGCACAGGACUGCUACCGCAGUGUCUGAGCUCAUCGCUCAGCUGGUAGCCAGUGAGCGCCACAAGGUUGUCGAGAAGGUCGUCGGUAACAUUGUCAAGUUCUGCUGCAUGGAGACUGGCGAAACGCCCGAGUUCCAUCCCAACGCGGACAAGAUAUCAGGUAUUCUGUCCCUUCAGAAGGACGAAGAUAUCCAAGAACGACCAGAUGCGGCGAAGUUUGAAAGGGAGGUCAAAGCGGCUCGUAUCACCCGAAGGGGCGCGAAAGAUGCACUCGAGCAGCUCUGCCAAAAGUUUGGGCCUGAAAUCUUCGCCAAAGUGCCGAAACUGCAAGAGGUCAUCGAGGGUCCCGUGCGGAAAUGCUUCACGAGCGAAUUGCCUACAGAAAUCACUGAUCCUGAAAGCACUAUCGGCCAGGAGGCAAUCGACGGCAUGUCCACACUACGAGCAUUGGUGGCUACCCUAGAUGCUUCUCUGCAUACAUGGGUGCUUCAAUUGCUGCCUUUCGUUGCUCGAGCGUUACAAUGUCGUCUCUCCGUUCUCCGUUAUACGGCCGCCAAGUGCUUUGCUAGUGUCUGCAGUGUCAUCACAGUACAAGGCUUCACUAUGCUUGUUGAAAAAGUGCUGCCGCCAAUCAACAAUGCGCAUGACGCCAUCGAUCGGCAAGGUGCCAUUGAAUGCAUCUAUCAUCUCAUCCAGGUCAUGGGAGAUGGAAUUCUGCCAUACGUGAUCUUCCUACUUGUCCCGGUACUCGGGCGCAUGAGCGACUCAGACGCCGGAGUACGUCUCAUUGCCACGACCGCCUUCGCCACACUGGUAAAAUUGGUCCCUCUUGAGGCCGGAAUUCCCGAUCCUCCAGGCUUGCCACAGUCGCUGCUCGAGGGACGAGAACGAGAACGAAAAUUCAUUGCGCAGAUGCUUGAUCCCAAGAAGGUAGAGCCAUUCACCAUUCCGGUCGCCAUUAAAGCGACGCUGCGAUCGUAUCAACAGGAUGGAGUCAACUGGCUCGCAUUCCUCAAUCGCUACCACCUUCACGGUGUUCUGUGCGAUGACAUGGGUUUGGGAAAGACAUUGCAGACGCUUUGCAUGCUUGCCAGCGACCAUCACAACCGUGCUGAAGAGUUUGCAAAGACACAGUCUCCCGACAGUCGUCGCUUGCCAUCACUGGUAAUUUGCCCGCCUACACUGACUGGCCAUUGGAAGCAAGAGAUCAAGACAUAUGCCCCUUUCCUCAAUGCUGUCGCAUACGCCGGGCCACCUUCAGAGCGCGGACCAUACCGUAGUCAACUCGCUACUGCCGAUAUUGUCAUUACGUCUUAUGACAUCGCGCGUAAUGAUGUUGAGAUCCUAUUCCCCAUCGCCUGGAACUAUUGUGUCUUGGACGAAGGUCAUCUCAUCAAGAAUCCGAAGGCAAAGAUCACGCAGGCCGUGAAACGUUUGGCCAGCAACCAUCGUCUGAUCUUAUCGGGAACGCCUAUCCAAAACAAUGUCCUAGAAUUAUGGUCACUUUUCGAUUUUCUCAUGCCGGGUUUCCUGGGUACGGAGAAGAUAUUCCAGGAUCGCUUCGCCAAGCCUAUCGCUCAAAGUCGCUUUGCCAAAUCAUCAUCUAAAGAACAAGAGGCGGGAGCGCUUGCUAUUGAAUCCCUACACAAACAAGUCCUGCCGUUCCUCCUUCGACGCUUGAAAGAAGAGGUUCUGGACGACCUUCCGCCCAAGAUCUUGCAAAACUACUACUGCGACCUGAGCGAUUUGCAAAAGAAGUUGUUUGAUGACUUCACGAAGAAGGAAGGCCGUGCAUUGCAAGACAUGGCCGGCAACCCGGACAAGGAAGCCAAGACGCAUAUUUUCCAGGCUCUGCAAUACAUGCGGAAGCUCUGCAACUCACCAGCUUUGGUGAUGAAAGAAGGUCACAAGCAAUAUGCUGCCACUCAGGCCCUUUUGGCACGCGACAACACCAGCUUGACAGAUCCUAGGCACGCUCCCAAGCUCAUGGCACUCCGAGACUUGCUAGUUGAUUGCGGCAUUGGCGCUGCUCCGACCGAUAUUGGAGGUGUGCCCACCGCGGACCAAGCCGUGUCACAACACCGUGCCCUUAUCUUCUGUCAGAUGAAAGAGAUGCUCGACAUGGUCCAGGACACUGUGUUGAAAAAGCUGCUCCCAUCUGUCACCUUCUCCCGUCUCGAUGGAUCCGUCGAAGCGUCCAAACGUCAAGACAUAGUAAAUCGCUUCAACUCCGACCCUUCGAUCGAUUGUCUCUUGCUAACCACAAGCGUCGGUGGUCUCGGACUCAACUUGACAGGCGCAGACACGGUCAUUUUCGUCGAACACGACUGGAACCCGCAGAAAGACUUACAAGCCAUGGACCGCGCGCAUCGAAUCGGUCAAAAGAAAGUCGUCAACGUCUACCGCUUGAUCACGCGCGGCACACUCGAGGAAAAGAUUCUGAACCUGCAACGGUUCAAGAUCGACGUCGCGUCUACUGUCGUCAAUCAGCAAAAUGCCGGCCUCGGGACCAUGGAGACGGAUCAGAUCCUCGACCUCUUCAACCUAGGUGAGACCGAUUCGAGCCUCACGACAGACCGGCCGGAGGGCAACGGCGUGGAUGAAAGCAAUGCUGUCGACGCCGAAGGUAACAUGCGCGAGAAGGGCAAGAAGGGUAUCCUGGACGAACUGAGCGAUCUCUGGGACGACAAGCAAUACGAGGAGGAGUUCAAUCUGGACGGAUUCCUGAAGACGAUGAAGGCUUGA